AUGGGGUUUGCUCACCAUUACGGUUCAGACUGUGUUCAUGAUAUUCCUCAUGAUAUCACAUAUGUGCGUCGUCGAGAAAACUGCACGAGGAAUUCUGCGACCUGGACAAGAUUAGAGAACAUCCGACGUUUGUUUACCGAUUAUGGUUUAGAUGCCUACAUCGUCACUACGCAGGACGCCCAUCACCAACAAGGCGGAUCUCCACAUGACAGGCGCUUAGAAGCAAUUUCUGGUUUUGAUGGAACCAUCGGUACCGCUGUUAUCAUGAGGAACAAAACAGUCAUUUGGACGGACGGAAGGAACAUACAGAACGCCAUGAAAAUGGACUGUGAUUGGCAAAUAUACAGAAAAGUCUGGUGGAAGAAUUUCGAGCUGAGCUUUGCAAAGGACAAUAUAACUCUGUUGGGAAUAGAAGAUGAUCUAGUUGACCAGGUGUGGGUCGAUGACCGGCCCCCGCAAAUCAACGUCACAAUCAAUGCUUUACCAAUACAGUUUGCUGGUAGAAGUUGGCAGGAUAAGAUGAGGGAUGUCCUCGAGGAAAUGACCAAAGCAGGGGUGGACGUACUUGUGGUGUCAGAUCUCGAUGAGAACCCAUGGCUGUUCAACAUGCGAGCUUUUUCGUUUGGCUUCGAUCCAUUCUUCUAUUCCUUUGCUGUGAUAGAAAGACGGACACGUAUUACAAGGUUAUAUAUCCUUGACCACAAGUCUAUGCUUUCUGGGAGACCCUCGGAUCCUGAAGUUCAUAUGACGCUAGAGAACCACUUGGAUAUAGGAGAUGGGCGAUGUUCUGUAAUGGUGACAGAAAAUGGUUACAUAGAAAGUCCCUAUUCAGCUGACGAAUGUUCACAGAACCCUAUAGUACAGACCCGGGAGUACAAUGUAAAGGAUGUUGUCAAGGACGUAACGAGACUUGCGUCAAUUCCACAAACUCGGAAAGUCUGGUUAUCGCCCUACUGCAGCUACGCCCUCUACUCAGCUGUCCCUAAAGUCAAGAUCUAUCAGGACAAUACACCUGUGCGUAUUCUGAAAUCCGUUAAAAACCCUGUAGAAAUCAAAGGCAUGGAAGACGCAAACCUCCAGGAUUCUGUUGCCGCCAUUCGAUUCUUUGCUAAGUUGGAAAAAGAGGUGAAACAAGGAAAGAAUUGGACAGUGUAUGACGCCUUUCAUGAGAUUCACAACUACAGAAAACAAAUCCCCUACUUCCGGGCCCCAGCAUUUAGGACACUCACCGGUAGUGGUCCGACUGCUGCACCAAUUUAUAACAUGCCGACACCGGAGGAUUCCCAACCAAUAACAUCUGAACAUAUUUUUAUGCAAGAUUCGGGGGGUCAGUACCUGAAUACUGGAACGACGGAUAUGACAAGAUCCUUCCACUUCGGAAUUCCGACAGAGGCGGAAAAGGACAUUUAUACGCGAGUAUUAAUGGCCCAUAUCAACAUGGCAAAGCUUGUCUGGCCCGAAGGACGCACAGGUCAUGAUAUUGAUGCCACAGCCAGAGAACCACUUUGGGAGCUAGGGUUGGAUUACUCUCACGAGACGGGUCACGGUAUCGGAGCCUAUGGGGGAGUCAUAGAAGGACCUGGACGGAUAUCAUCCACCUACGCAGAUUUCAUCAGCGAUGUACCGUUUUAUGCUGCUAUAUUUAGCGAAGAAGAAAAUAUUUACAAGUUUCCGGAUCCAACAGAAUAUCCUUUGCAGAAGAACAUGUUUUUCACUGUUGAACCUGGGUUUUACGAGAUGGAUAACAUUGGGGUUCGCAUGGAAAACGUGAUGUACGUAACAUCGGCACACCUUAAACAGAUUUCCUCCCGAUGUAAAUUCUUACGAUUUGAAACUAUAACACUAGUGCCGUAUGAACCACACCUCAUUAAGUACAACAUGCUUAGUCAAACACAGCUGGACUGGUUGAACGAUUACAACGGCAAGGUUUUACAGAAGACUGCCCCUAUUCUGGAACGCAGUGGUGACAAAGAAGCGCUGGCGUGGCUGAUGAAACGAGUAAACAACAUCACUAGAUAGUCUUUUUGUUAAAUUUUGGAUCGAGCACUUACUUUCAUUCCUGUUUAUACAGUACACACGUAGUACUCGUUAUUUGAUACAAAAUUGAUUUUCCAUCAAUCUUCUGGAUUACUUGUUGUUAAAGCGUGUUUUUUAUUGUUAAUUAUUUUUAUAUAUUUCUGACGAGUAGAACAUCUAUCAACAUGA
Messenger RNA from Mizuhopecten yessoensis (Yesso scallop), 2205 nucleotides. Its product is annotated as xaa-Pro aminopeptidase ApepP-like. The transcript has 23 exons. Bases 1 to 2019 code for a protein of 672 amino acids. The record is from RefSeq and is a predicted model, not a curated record. Lineage: Eukaryota; Metazoa; Mollusca; Bivalvia; Pectinida; Pectinidae.